Molecule: messenger RNA, 1527 nt
Organism: Carlito syrichta (Philippine tarsier)
Lineage: Eukaryota; Metazoa; Chordata; Mammalia; Primates; Tarsiidae
Gene: POLDIP3
Product: DNA polymerase delta interacting protein 3
Exons: 9
Coding region: 120-1385 (421 amino acids)
Biological process (GO): mRNA export from nucleus
Cellular component (GO): nucleus
Molecular function (GO): mRNA binding
Source: RefSeq, a predicted model, not a curated record
UUCUCGCGAGAGCUGGUCGGCCGAACGCCGGAAGCUCUUCGUCGUUCCGUAGCGGGCCAAGGGGCGGACUCGCGGGUUGGGGGAGUCUUAGUUGCUUUCGGCUCGCGCGGCGGCGCAAGAUGGCGGACAUCUCCUUGGACGAGCUCAUCAGGAAGCGCGGGACGGCGGCGAAGGGACGGCUCAAUGCCAGACCAGGAGUUGGAGGUGUCCGAUCUCGAGUUGGGAUCCAUCAGGGCCUUCUCAGCCAGCCAGCACGCACAGCCACCUUCCAGCAGAGAUUUGAUGCCCGGCAAAAGAUUGGUCUCUCAGAUGCCCGGCUCAAGCUGGGAGUCAAGGAUGCCCGGGAGAAGCUUUUGCAAAAAGAUGCCAGAUUUCGGAUUAAAGGGAAAGUGCAAGAUGCCAGAGAGAUGUUGAACUCUCGCAAGCAACAGACCACAGUGCCCCAGAAGCCCCGCCAGGUUGCUGAUGCCCGGGAAAAGAUUAGCCUGAAGAGGAGUUCCCCUGCUGCCUUCAUGAACCCACCCAUUGGGACGGUGACCCCUGCUCUGAAGCUCACCAAAACCAUCCAGGUUCCACAGCAGAAGGCAAUGGUACCACUUCAUGCCCAUCCUUCCGGAAUGAGGAUCAAUGUUGUCAAUAACCACCAGGCCAAACAGAAUUUAUAUGAUCUGGAUGAAGAUGAUGAUGGUAUAGCUCCCAUUCCUACUAAACAGAUGAAGUUUGCAGCCUCAGGCAGCUUUGUCCACCACGUGUCUGGGCUGAGUAGUUCCAAGCUCUCCAUGUCCAAGGCUCUCCCUCUCACCAAAGUGGUUCAGAAUGAUGCUUACACGGCUCCUGCUCUCCCCUCAUCUAUUCGAACAAAAGCCUUGACCAACAUGUCCCGGACACUGGUGAACAAGGAGGAACCCCCCAAAGAGCUGCCACCUGCUGAGCCUGUCCUCAGCCCUUUGGAAGGCACCAAGAUGACUGUGAAUAAUCUGCACCCGCGAGUCACUGAGGAGGACAUUGUUGAGCUUUUCUGUGUGUGUGGAGCCCUCAAACGAGCUCGACUGGUCCAUCCUGGGGUAGCCGAGGUGGUCUUUGUGAAAAAGGAUGAUGCUAUCACUGCAUAUAAGAAGUACAACAACCGGUGUCUGGACGGACAGCCGAUGAAGUGCAACCUUCACAUGAAUGGGAACGUCAUCACCUCAGACCAGCCCAUCCUGCUGCGGCUGAGUGACAGUCCCUCAGUGAAAAAGGAGAGUGAGCUGCCUCGCAGGGUGAAUUCUGCCUCCUCAUCUAACCCUCCUGCUGAAGUGGACCCUGACACCAUCCUGAAGGCGCUCUUCAAGUCCUCAGGGGCCUCUGUGACCACACAGCCCACAGAAUUCAAAAUCAAACUUUGAGCAGGGGAGUAAGGCAGCCAGAAGCGGGGGCAGAGGAGGGUGGCUCUGUUUCCCAAGGCAAGGCUUGUGACCAAUGGGCCAUUGGACUGGAGACCUCUGAGCGUGGGCAGGGCCGCCAGGGGUAGAGAGCUUCCUCACUGGA